CGAAAUGUGAAACGAAAUUCGAAGCGAAAUGAGAAACGAAAUGCGAUGCGAAAUGUGAAACGAAAUGUGAUGCGAAAUGUGAAACGAAAUGUGAAACGAAAUGUGAAACGAAAUGUAAAAUGCCAGAUGAACCGAAAUAUGAAACGACAGAUGAAGCGAAAUAUGAAAUGA
Molecule: messenger RNA, 171 nt
Organism: Racocetra persica
Lineage: Eukaryota; Fungi; Glomeromycota; Glomeromycetes; Diversisporales; Gigasporaceae
Source: the annotation of a GenBank genome assembly